ACGAAAGCGUACCAGCCAGGCUUCCGUCCUCAUUCUCCAGCCGGGGAUCGCUCUCUGGCUUCCCAGCUUUGACACAGCGUCACUUGUGAAACAGCACAGAGGGGGGAAAAAGACGCACCCGAGCCAAAGCCCAUCCGCACCAGCAGGAGAAGAUGUCCGAGCCCAAUAAGUACCGAGAGUGGAUCCUGGAAACAAUCGACUCUCUCCGCUCGAGGAAAGCCCGUCCGGAUCUGGAGAGGAUUUGUCGAAUGGUCCGGAGACGACACGGGUCAGACCCAGACCGAACCAGGACAGAACUGGAAAAACUGAUUCAAGAGCAGACGGUGCUCAAAGUUAGCUACAAGGGGUCCAUAUCGUAUCGAAACGCGGCGAAGGUGCAGAGGAAAAGCAGAAAGAAGAUUGAGUUUACGGCGGCUGGCGGCAGCAGCAGCAGCGCGGAGGCAGCGAGGGAGCGGACCAAACACGACCAUCUCAACAACAACGGCGACAGUGCGCACAGCUUCACCGACCAGGAGGAGGGCGAGGAGGACUCGGAGCCCAGCCCAGAUCCCCACACUCAAACACCAGCCAGCGCCGCCGACAAGAAGCUGAAGCCAGCCUCCAGUCAGAGUAGCGGAAACGGGUGCCUCAGUUGUGGCGCAACAACGGGCUGCGAUGUCGGGAGCGGCUGUAAAGAGGAGAAAGCAAGUGCACCGAGAGACAAGGGAUUAGGACAGCAGGGAGUGGGGGGCUGCCCGUCGCCCGGUCUCACUCACAAAACAAACGACGGCGGCGAUGCCAGCAAGAUAACACCGAGCAAAGCCGACGCAGUUCGCGCAGAGAAAGAGCCGUGUUUGUCCGGAGAUGACACCCAGAACAAAACUUGCUCCGGGAGCGCCAGCAGCCUCCCGCAACAGCAGAGACCGAAGCAGACUGUGCCCCUCAAGCCCAAACUUCGAGUCGGAGGAGGGGGCACCAAAACAGCGGGGAACCACGCCAACUCCGACCUGGGCGACAGACUGGUGGCUUCUGUUCGCAGCCUGUCCGAGAGGAGCAUCCGAGGGGGCUCCGCCGCCGCGACCAGAGGCCACAUGAAGCCGCUCGGGCUGAAGGAGAUUUUGGGCUAUCUGAGCAGCCAGGAGCGGCUGUCGGAGGAGAAGCUGACCCGAGGCAAAGUCAAAGUGGUUAUGGAGAGAGAGGUUGCGAGGGGCAGGCUGCGCAGGACCCGCUGCGGGAACAUUACUCUUCCUCUGAGGGGGAUGGUGGUGGAGGAGCCGACGCCGAAGAAUCCGUCCGCUGACAGACUUGUAAAGAGCGCACUGCAGGACAAGCACGCUGGGAAAAAGGUGGGCGCUGCUAACUUAAUAUUUCCAACACGUCCCGGUUGUACAGCGCUGAUGUGCGGGCUUGAUUCCUUCACCAGGACACCGCAUCCACCUGUUCAUGGAGCCUCCCUGUCACAAUGUAACAGCGCAUACUUGGAGGAGAGAGCUGUCGUCCCCGAUCAGCUUCAUAUGGAGGCACAGAAUCAGAUGCAGCAUGACAGAAUCAACCACACCUCCUCAGGCUUUAACAGCUUGGAGUCUAAGACAGAGGUCGGCGUGUCGUCCUGCCUGCUCACACCCACCGCCUCCCCGAGAGACUCCGGCAUGUCUGAGGACAGAGGGAUAAACGGAGGAGUUAACAGUGGAGGGUUUGUGAAGUCCGAGGGGGCCAGUGGGAGCCCGGUGGACUGGACAGUGUCUGAUGUGGUCAGUUAUUUCACAGCAGCAGGUUUCCCUGAGCAGGCUGCUGCCUUCAGGACCCAGGAAAUCGAUGGCAAGUCUCUUCUCCUCAUGCAGCGUAACGAUGUUUUGACUGGCCUGUCAAUCAGACUGGGCCCUGCCCUCAAGAUCUAUGAGCGUCACGUAAAGGUUCUGCAGAAAACGCACUUUGAGGAUGACGACUGUUAACGACAGAGACUGUUACGUCUGUAUCUACAUAUAGCUCAAGUAAUCCUAUAGAUAUGUAUGCAUGACAUGAUAUACAACACACUUUGCUUUUCAUCUCAUGUCAAAUAGCACACACACACACACACACACACACACACACACACACACACACACACACCUCUAUUUCUCUUUCUCUACAACUGCUCUGGUCCAGAAACAACACAGCAAAGAGACUGGAUUUCCUGGACAACAAGGGUUUUCUACCAAACUGAGCACAAAUGUCGGAGGAAGUACAUCAUGAAACUGUCAGAUACGGAGGUUAAAAAUAAUCAUGCAAUUCCUCUUUUUUAUUUACAACGAUAAAGCACUUUGCAAUUUCUCGACUAAACUGUGCAAAAUGGUUUGUUUUUAAACUGUUAUUUGUGCUGACCUUUAUGCACAUUUCGAAAGGGGUCGUGGUUUUCCUGUGGUUUUCCUUUUGUUUUUGGAGGCUUUGACUGAUGCGAGGGUUUCUCCCUUGUGGAUGUAUGUGUGUGGCCGCAUGACAGAGCACAUUGGAUCAGAAACAGAUUAAUAGUUGACCAGAUUAGAUACAUUCCCAGGAGCUGGAGCAGAUGGUUGUGACGCUGACCGGUCACAGUCGUAGAUGUGUCACAACCUUGUGUUAACGGUUGUUGGCCAAAGCAAUAAGCUGAUAAUUCCUUCUAGAUGUUUUGCAUCUUGUCAGCUCGCAGAUCAGCAGGUGGAUGAUUUUGUGUGUCUUAUUGUUUCAGAUGAGAAUCAAUGAAGUUUUCAUAAUGUUUUUAAGCAGCGCUGGUGAUCUGUUCUGGCUUAUUCACCACCACAACAGGGGCUGGUUUCACCAAGACAGACUUCGACUGUGGCUUAGGGUGUUUUCAUAUUAGAUAUGAUUGAUUUGCCUGAGUAUGACUGCGUCCCCACCCAACUUCCCUGCUGCUCAGCUUUCACAUUAGUAACAAUCAACUCUCAACUAGAUGUAACAGAAUGUAAAUAUAUUAAAGGUUAGCCGAUGUAAUGCAUCAGCCUCCAUUUGUAAAUUACUAAAAAAAAACAAUCUUCUAACUGAAAGAUGUUAUGGCAGGGUAAAGCUAAGUCAAUCAAUCAACUAAUCUCAUACCACCAGCAUUUUUGAACUGUUUUUACCGGUCAAACCUUAGAAACCAAAUGCUGUCAAACGAUCACACAUCUCAUUCCCACCUUCACUGUACCGACACAUUCCAGGUUUGGCAUCUCGUCUCUGCAUGCUUUAUAAUAUUAGUGCUUUUUUCCUCAUAUUUGAAUGUUUAUAUUUCUGUUUUCAGCACGUUGGUUUCAUUUUGUGAAUGUUUCCAGUCCACUCUUCACACACUGAACGUUUCUUUGUGCAUUCAAAGCUCCUCUACCUCUCUCCCCUCGCUUCCCCCUUCACUGUCACUUUCUUUGCAACUUUACGUUGUUUAUUGCCACUGUUGUCAUUCAGAUCAUUUCAUUCUUAUGAGUUUAAUCUGUAGGAGAGGACAGCUGUGUUUGGGUCCAGAUUCACACAAGGGGAAUGUACAGUGUGCCUGUGCCCUUGUUGCUUGUCAUUUGUUAAAGGACAAUUUUAAUAAUAAAAGUUGGAGAUUAAAACACCA
This is a messenger RNA of Epinephelus lanceolatus (giant grouper), 3544 nucleotides long. Lineage: Eukaryota; Metazoa; Chordata; Actinopteri; Perciformes; Serranidae. The record is from RefSeq and is a predicted model, not a curated record.